UUGAUACUUACUUAGUAUUUGAUAUUUCCACAGAGUCAAAAGAAAUCCUUAAGAAAUUCAUGAGAUAUUCAAAGACCACCAGUUAUAUCCCAGUCAGCUCAGGUGCUUGUUUAUAAAUCUAAGCGCAACAAUUGAACUUGGAACAUAACUACUGUACUCACCCUCACACCAUUCUGGCACUAUUUUGACACUAUUCUGACUCUAUUCUCGCACCAUACUCCCCAUCUACACUACCGCUUUUUACUUCAACCAACCUACAGAAAGAAAAGGUCUGUUCACACGAUGAGUGCCGGAACAACUAGGCAUGAACCCCGUCCUCUAAGCGAGUCUUCGUCCGACUCGGAGGACUCCCGGGGCGAGGGCGAGGACUGGAGCGACGCCGAGGAAGACGAGGAAGAGACCCAAGAGGUCAUCUCACUUCUCGACGAUCGGGUCUUUCCCGAUGUCAUGUCGAUGCUUGCGCACUGCAGGGAGAAGUACGGGUUUGAUUUUCUGGGUGUUCGGCAACGACUACAGUUGGAUUUCCAUGGCUGUGUCAAGCUGGUCAAUUUCAUCCGUCAGCGGGUGCACGAAGGCCUCCCCGUGACCGAAGAUAUCUCAUGGACCUCCAUUGAUCAAGAGCAGUACCUAAAGCCAGUCCUUGAUGACGAUGCCGUCAUCCUGGGACUAUUCGACCUGCCCGAGCUCAAGCCAGAGGCAGCAGCAGCAGCAGCAGCGACAGCGGCGCAAGGCGGUAGCGAGGCGCUAGUCGACGACCUGCUCAAGCGCAACAGCGAACUCCAGGAGGAGCUAGCUCGCGUCGCAGCCCAGUUCGACAGUUAUCGUGUUGCCGUGCAGCAGACACUCGAUGAGCGCUGGGGUGACGUUGAUCAAGCCGAGGCCGAGGCUGCUGCUGCUGCUGCCAAGGCGGGUAAGGGCAAGGACGCCGUCGCCGAGAAGAAGGAUGACUCGAAGUCCUACUGGGAAUCUUAUGCUGGAGCUGACAUUCACGAAACAAUGCUCAAAGAUGCAGUGCGCACCGACGCAUACCGAGACUUCAUCUACAACAACAAGCACCUCUUCGCCGGCAAGACCGUGCUGGAUAUCGGCUGCGGUACCGGCAUCCUCAGCAUGUUCUGCGCGCGCGCAGGCGCUGCCAAAGUCAUCGCCGUCGACGCCAGCGCCAUCAUCACCAAGGCGCAGGAGAACGUCUUCCACAACGGCCUCUCGUCCAUCAUCCACUGUGUGCACGGUCGCAUCGAGGAGGCCGUCCUACCUGUCGACGAGGUUGAUAUUAUCGUUAGCGAGUGGAUGGGAUACUGCCUCUUGUUCGAGGCUAUGCUCCCCUCCGUCUUGUACGCACGCGACCGUUACCUAAAGCCGAACGGUUUGAUGGUGCCCUCGCACGCCAACCUCUGGGUCGCGCCCGUCGCCGACCCCCAGUACAUCGCCGACACCAUCACCUUCUGGCGCGACGUCUACGGCUUCGACAUGCGCGCCAUGCAGACCGGCAUCUACGACGACGCGCGCGUGACCACCUGGCCUCUUUCCUCUUCCUACCCUCCUUCCUCCUCCUCCGCAGCCGCCACCGCAGCAGCCAACAUCCUCUCCCUCUUCUCCUUCUCCGAAACCCCCAACCCCAACAACCCCACCGAAACCACCAUCCCCGGCCCCGCCAGCGCCUUCAAGCUCCUCGACCUCUACCAAGCCCAAACCGCCGACCUCUCCUUCACGGCCCCCUUCUCCAGCACCCUGACCCGGGACAUCGACGCCCUCGACGGCUUCCUCCUCUGGUUCGACAUCUUCUUCUCCCCGACCCGCGACGACGCCGCCACCAUCGUGUCCCAGUCCUCCCGCGCCGACGAGUGGGCCCGCCAGGACCCCCAGAACCGCGUCGCUUUUACGACGGGCCCGCACGCCCAGGAGACGCACUGGAAGCAGGGGUUGCUGCUUUGCAAGCCGGAGAAGAGCAAGAACAAGAAGAGCAACCAGGAGGGGGAGAAGAAGGAUGGGGAGGGAGAGGUGGACAACAGUACCACACAACCCACACCUUCUUCUCCCACAAAAAGGGGCGACGAGAUCAAAGGCGAAAUCACCUUCUCCAUCCCCGAAGAUCAUGCGCGCGGGCUGGCUAUGACGAUUACGUGGAACGGCAGGAAGCAGAUCUGGACGCUGCAAUAGAUGCCUAUCUAGAUACCUAAGACAGUAAAAAAAAAAAAAAAAAAGAUAUAGAAAAGGGGGGAGGGAAG
This is a messenger RNA of Hypoxylon fragiforme, 2228 nucleotides long. Its product is annotated as S-adenosyl-L-methionine-dependent methyltransferase. Bases 283 to 2160 code for a protein of 625 amino acids. Gene Ontology annotation, biological process: peptidyl-arginine methylation. Gene Ontology annotation, cellular component: nucleus. Gene Ontology annotation, molecular function: protein-arginine N-methyltransferase activity. NCBI's taxonomy places the organism in Eukaryota, Fungi, Ascomycota, Sordariomycetes, Xylariales, Hypoxylaceae. The record is from RefSeq and is a predicted model, not a curated record. The transcript is spliced from 4 exons.